Conger conger (European conger) is the source of this 2317-nucleotide messenger RNA. It is a transcript of the gene prcc, whose product is annotated as proline rich mitotic checkpoint control factor. The coding region runs from base 871 to 2262 and encodes 463 amino acids. The transcript has 7 exons. Gene Ontology annotation, cellular component: nucleus. NCBI's taxonomy places the organism in Eukaryota, Metazoa, Chordata, Actinopteri, Anguilliformes, Congridae. The record is from RefSeq and is a predicted model, not a curated record.
UAUUGCGCACAGUGACCAGAUGCUGCGCUAUAUGGACCCUCGUGAACACACUAUUACCUGGUGUUUUGAAUGCCUGUGUAGGCUCCAGCCGAAGUUACCACCAAAUGAAAAUAGCACCGUGAAUUUAUGCAAGGGCAAGGAACGGUGGGCUUCUAUCACAGAGGGACAACGUCGCGAUCACCCCGGCAGCAUGCAAAAUGUGCAGGACGCAAAUUCAGAAGACAAUGCGAGAGAACAACCAGUUGCGGCCUAGUUGCUAGCCAAUCCCCGACCUCAAUUUGAAGCCAGGCCUGGAUCGCAUUUUGCGGACUUAAAGUGUACUCCUAACUGGAACCACUAAACGGAUAACGCUCUCCAUAGCGAUUUCAUAUUGAUGUGCCACGACAGCAUUUGAGAUUUGCAACGUAAGGCAUCAAAAGUUUAGAGUAUUUAGUAAUGUAAUUGCUAUAGCUAACACCAAUGGUAUUUAUUGCACGUAAGCUAACCCAACGUUAGCAAUACUUUAGAACGGGGGUUGGCGCCGAACGCAAUGAAAAGACGACCAGUUUAUAUAGUGAGAUAGCCAACAAGCUUGCAAGGUUAAAUUACUGCCACAAGUCUGACUAUUUUAAAGUUUGAGUUGAAUGACGCGCAGAAGAAAAAAUAGAAAUUGUGGGCUAUACUGAAUGUAGCUAGUUAGGUACCUAGCUGAACAGCCAUCUAAUAGUUAACGACUCCAGCUAACUAUAUAUAUUGUUAGGUAAAAAAUAAAAGUACCAUAGAAAGCAAACAUUAUCACGUAGCUCCCAUUUGAAGAGUGCAUUUUUGUAACGGUAAAUUAAAUCCAUACGUCAAUGUCAGCUUGCUAGCUCGCUGCUAUAAAAUACAGCAAUGUCUCUGGUAGCAUACGGCAGCAGCGACGAGAGCGACUCCGAAGACUCGCCGAAGACUUUCGAAACGGGCGGAAAAAGUUCGGGACUGUUGGCAGGUCUCCCCGCUCCGAAAAAGCCUGCCUCAGAACCAGAGGGUCUGAAACGGAUUGGGCCGAGCAUGGGGUUAAACCUACCACCUCCCAAACGGGACAUUUCUCAGAAGUCAGGUAGCCCUCAGAGACCCCCAUCGUUCAUGUCAGAUAUGGACUCUGAGAAGAAUUUGGACCCCAAACGCAGCCACGACACCGCUACGGGCGAUCAACCUCCGGUUUCAAGUGGCUUACUUUUGAAUUUACCGAAACCGAAGAAACGUACGGAGCCGGUUAAAAUUACCAUUCCAGAAUUACAGAAAGGAGACUCAGACUCUGAAGAGGACGAGCCAGUCAGUAAAAAGGCUCUUUCCCAGGCUUCGGGCGGCCUCUCCUCCCUCCUCCCCCAGCCGCGGAAUCUGGUCGUCAAGGAGACGCAGCGGGUGCUGGUCCCGCACGCACUCACCAAGCGGCCCCAGGAGCCGCGGGCCCCCGCCCGCCCCGCCGCGCCCCUCUCCCAGGGCGCCAGCGCCUCCCCGUCCGCUAUCAAGGCGGCCGCCAAGUCCGCCGCCCUGCAGCUGGCCCGCCAGAUCGCCCAGGACGACGAGGGCAGCGACGAGGAGCUGGCCCCCGAAAACUACUUCUCCCUCUCCGACAGCUCCCAGCCGGCCCCGGUUGUCCCGGCCCCCGAGCCCCCCUCCUCCUCCUCCUCCUCCCCCUCCUCCUCCGUCGCUGCGGCGACCCUGCCCCCCCCGCCCGGCACGGAGCCCCCCUUCCAGUCCGACGCGCCCCUGGAGUUCUCCUCCGCCCCCCAGAAUUUCCCAGGGUCCAGCGGGGCGUGGGAGGGGCAGCAGCAGGAGGCGGCGGCGUUCUACCCUCGUUACCCAGAAUCCUCCGGUCAGGACACGGAGCAGCAGCAGUUCCCACAGGAUUACUACAGCGGGGGAUACUACCAGGACCCGGAGCCAGAAGCAACGGAGGUGGAAGGGCCUGGGUCCUCGUCCCUUUUUGAUGAUGAAGCGUUCCGGAGGCUCCAGGGCAAGCGGAACAGGGGGAAGGAGGAGGUGAAGUUUCUGGAGAUUAAGGGGGACGACCAGCUGAGCGGCAGCCAGCAGUGGAUGACCAAGAACAUGACCGAGGAGAAGGAACAGCGCAAGUCCUUCAGCAAGAAAAAGGGAGAGCAGCCCACGGGCCAGCAGAGACGCAAGCACCAGAUCACAUAUCUCAUUCACCAGGCGAAGGAGCGGGAGCUGGAGCUGAAGAACAGCUGGGCGGAGAACAAGCUGACCCGGCGGCAGACACAGGCCAAAUACGGCUUUUAGGGGCCUGGGGGCGGGGCGGGGCAGGGGCGGGGCAGGGCAGCAUUGGGGCCGGGGG